Messenger RNA from Magallana angulata, 2124 nucleotides. RefSeq lists its product as uncharacterized. The record is from RefSeq and is a predicted model, not a curated record. The transcript has 2 exons. NCBI's taxonomy places the organism in Eukaryota, Metazoa, Mollusca, Bivalvia, Ostreida, Ostreidae. Bases 112 to 1188 code for a protein of 358 amino acids.
CCCAUUUCCAAUAUAGGUUGUGAAAUGAACGUAAUUAUCAUGGACUCCAUUUAAGUUAGGAUAGUUCACGGGUCUGAGUAGCCCAAUGUGUCACAUUUGAUUAGCUACGAGAUGGCUAUCAGAACAACAACCGAUAUAUCGGACGUCACUGUCCCCUCAGAAGACAACUAUGACCCAGGUAGCACACUCGCUAGUUUGUUCAUCUCGGGUUUGAUGUUAUUUAUUUGUAUUGUCUGCUGUAAAGCUGGGAGAAACGUCUGUGAAUGCAUGAAGUCCUUCCUUCUUGACGCUGUUAGAUGUACAUGCUGUGAUAAUGUCUCCUGCGACUGCAGUGUUUGUUUGAAAAGGAUCCAUCAAGGCAGGGAAGCACUAGCAAGUAGAGUACGUGAAUACUGGGAAGGGGACAGAAGGAAUAGCAGGAACAAUGCACACACUGAAGCGCCACCUACAGUUACGUCUUCCCCCGAUCGUCUGCUGCUGGACGACCAUUCAAUACAUUCAUCCCUGAACGAGGACUAUUCUCACCCAUCCCCGACACAUAUUCCCCCGCCGUCCUAUGGCAGCGUUGUCCCCGCGUCCUCUCAUCCACCUCCUAGUUAUGAGGAGUUCCUACGCAUGGACGGAGGCAGUACUACAAGUAAUACAAACAUUAGAUCACUAUCUCCCGACUCUAUUAUAUUGUCACACACUGACUAUGAAUCUGAAGAUGCCAUUAGUUAUCAACAUGCAUACUCUAUUCAGGAAAUUCCCGCGCUUUUUGACAGUAUUGUAAAUAAUCCCCCGCAGCCACCUCCUAGUUAUGAGGAUUUUCAACUCAUGGAUAAUAGCAGCACUACAAGCAAUGAUGCAACCAGAGCACCAUCGUCCUUCUCUGAUCCAUUGCCACCAACUGACAAUUCGUUCCCAAAUGCCGAUAGUUCUCACCGUGCAUAUUCUACCCAUGAUCCUCCACCUCCCUCCUAUGACAGUAUUGUCACUGACCCAACACUACCACCCCCUAGUUAUGACGAAGUGUUUGGUGUGGGAGUUAGCAGCAUUACAAGCAAUGCAAACAUUAGAAGAUCACCCAUUUCCUCUCCAUCCUCACCAGUAAACGAUCGUUUUAUUGAUUCAUUUGUGAACGAGGACGAUUCUCGCACGUCAGUGACCCUAGGUCCUCCAUUGUUUUUUCAAUAUACUACAGUAUAAUGUGUGCAUUUACAUGAAUGUGUUUAAAGAUAUAUGAACAUAUGUUUAAUGAUCUUCUUAUGAACUGCAAUACUCAAUAUGUGAUAAUACUAUGAAAUUAUCCCGUUACAAAAGGGGCUCAACAAUCUUGAGAAAAUUUUGAAUUUUUUUUUUAUAAGAAUCUAUUUGUCUACAUUGUCCAGAUAUUUCGUAUAUGACUCCAUAAAUGUGAUUUCAUUAUGACUAUUGCUGCUCAGGUUAGUGAUGUGGCCCAUGGGCCUUAUGCAAAACAAAAAACUAAUGUGCAGCUGAUGUUUUGGGAGGCAAUUGAGUACUACUUCUACCUAGUAGUAUUAUUUAUAGAUAAUAUAUCACUUAAUCGUUUUAGAAAGUUCGGGUAUCGAGCUAGGUAAAAAUUAUUAUACUUUCUAUAUCAAACACAUGCACUGAUAGUAAGCAGUAACGAUGGUUCAUAAAUAGACAACUGAACACAGGCCAAUGUUAUACGAGGAGAUGAUCGUAGAUCGCAAUUCAAUGUGACAUUUCCUUUCAAUAUUUUGUGUAUAUCCAAAAUUGAUUGCAUGUCAUUAAGAAGAAUGAUGAAUAAAGUAUCAUGAUUUGUGGAAUGAUGCAUAUGCCGCAAUGUCUUGAACGUACUUCCGUCAUUUUUGAAGAAAGUUUCUCAAAAUUACUCCAAAUUGCUGACCUUUGAAGUCUUUUAGAAUUUUGUUUCUGUACUGGCUAUUCGUUCAUUUGUAAAGAAAGAUUAAUCACAGUGCUUAAUUUAGUAGCGCCAUGCAGCAGGAACCACUUUGUACCAGGUGUACACCAAUAUCAUUGUAUUACUGUAGUCCGUUAUUGGGCACAAAUCUUCAAAAAGUGGAAUUCCCGACUAGUAUGGUUGCCCGGUGCACCGCAACCAAUUCAAAACUAGAACACCGAAUAAGAUGCUUUAUC